Molecule: messenger RNA, 1347 nt
Organism: Fusarium musae
Lineage: Eukaryota; Fungi; Ascomycota; Sordariomycetes; Hypocreales; Nectriaceae
Exons: 2
Coding region: 1-1347 (448 amino acids)
Biological process (GO): ubiquitin-dependent protein catabolic process
Cellular component (GO): cytoplasm
Molecular function (GO): ubiquitin protein ligase activity
Source: RefSeq, a predicted model, not a curated record
AUGGUCGCCGUUCAUCAAAUUCUGACCGAGGUCACUCAUGUCGUCAUUCGCGCUGCCGCCGCGGAAGAUCCCUCAUCGACGACCUCUCAAGCAGCUGCUGAGACGACAGACAGCGGAAAUGAGAAGAAAGACAACGGAGGCGGGUCGAAUUCCCCUCUUCUCUUCUUUGUUGCUCUAGGUUUCGGUGUUGUCUUCACAAACUUAUGGAUCAUCGUUGGUGUUAAAUACUGCUUUCGUUACAACGCUCGAAAUCGACAAAUGCGAAUGAAUGAAGAUGGCGAACCUAUCACACUUGAAAACAUGCCCCGACCUCAUCGCAGACGCCGCGAGAAGAAGUUGAUGACUAUGGACGAAGUCAACGACAAGUUCCCGAUGAUGAAGUACAAAACAUGGGUUUCCGAUCGCGCAAAGGAGGGUCUUCCAACAACUGGAGGCGUUUCUGCACCUCCUACUCGACCUAACAGUAUUCGAGAGGCGGAUGGGAUUGUGCCAGACUUUUCAGCAAAGGUACGCGAUUCGACCGACGAGCAACUGGCAACCACCGUACCAAAGACGAAAGGGCAGGGAGAGACAACGGGAGCAAGCAAUGCCCCCGAAGUAUCGGCACCCGAAAUUACCGCCACAGCUGUUGUACCCGAGACCGAGAAGCCAAAAGAUAUAGCCAAGACAACUGAAGGCCAAACCUCAACCGAACAGACAGCAAACAAUAACCGACUUCAGCGAAUCUCUAGUGAGGAGACCGAUGACGAGGAUGACCACAUUGAUGGCGCUCUGCCACCCGAGUGCCUCGAGAACCCUGGUGAUACAUGUGCUAUUUGCAUUGACACACUGGAAGACGAUGACGACGUUCGCGGAUUGACUUGCGGCCAUGCUUUCCAUGCCGUCUGUGUUGACCCUUGGCUGACAAGUCGACGAGCUUGCUGCCCGCUUUGCAAGGCCGACUAUUAUGUCCCUAAGCCUCGACCGGCUCCUGAUGCUGCCAAUGAAGCUGGUGUCAACAACGGUUCAAGCUUUGAUCCUCGGAAUAACCCACGCUUUGGUCUCCCUGCCGCGAUCCGCUCUGCAUGGAUCAGGGGUCCCCGCAGUGGUCGCAACGAAAAUUCGGCCCCCGCCAGUCGACGACGUCGAACGGGAGACGCUGCAGCUGAGCAGGAACCUGUCCAACAGCCGGAACAGGCUCACCAAGCACCAGAAGUUACCCAAACAUCAAAUGGUGGUGUCUUGUCGUCUGUUCGAGGUGCUCUGCGUUUCGGCCGAGGGCGACAAGCACAAGAUAUCCAGAAUGGUUCUGAGACUGUAACACCAUCACAACUUGAAGCGGCAACCCGCACACCAGCUUCCACGUAA